CCAACUUUAAAGGCCAAUUCAUUCAUUGUUUGUAUGAGGAAAGGAAAUCUAAAGCUUUCUAAACCAACAAAGCAAAAAGAAGAAAAUCUGAAGCAUGGAAGAAGGAAUUGUGAUUGUGGGAGCUGGGAUUGCUGGCCUUGCUACAGCUUUGGCACUUCACAGGAUGGGGAUAAGAAGCUUGGUGCUGGAAUCAGCUGAUAGCUUGAGGUCGAGUGGGUUCGGAUUCAUGGCAUGGCCUAAUGCCUGGAAAGCCUUGGAUGCUCUUGGUAUUGGUGAUACGCUCCGCGGGACACAUAUUCGGCUUCAAGGAAUUGUGGCUGGGUCAAAUGUUACAGGGGAACUGGUUUCUGAGAAGUCAUACAAGAACAAGGAUAGACCAAAUGGAUAUCAUGAAGUGAGAUGCAUGAAGAGGAAAGAGCUUGUGGAGGCACUCUCAGGAGAUCUUCCCAAUGGAACUAUCAGAUUCUCAUCCAAGCUGGUUUCAAUUCAAGAAUCAGGGCAUCUCAAGCUUCUCCAUCUUGCUGAUGGUACCACAAUCAAAGCCAAGAAAUUACAAGUCCAUUUUCAAUUGUGGGAAGGUGUUGAUUGGUUGUGAUGGAGUGAACUCAGUGGUGGCCAAGUGGCUAGGAUUUGGGAAGCCAGCUUAUGCAAGAAGAUCUUCCAUAAGAGGCUAUGCACACUUCGAAUCGGGCCAUGGUUUCGUGCACAAAGGGUUUCAGUUCCAUGGGAAUGGGAUCAGAGUUGGUUACAACCCUUGUGAUGAACAAACUUGUUACUGGUUCUUCACCUGGACUCCCUCUAAUGAAGACAAGGUUAUAGGCAAUGAUCCAGAGAAGGCCAAGGAGUUUGUGCUAAGCACAAUUGGGAAUGUACCAGACCAGUUGCUAGACGUGAUAGCGAAAACCGGGCCAAGAACAUAUGCUUCCCCAAUGAGGUUUAGGUAUCCAUGGGAGCUGCUUUGGGGCAACAUAAGCAAAGACAAUGUCUGCAUUGCAGGGGAUGCUCUGCAUCCCAUGACCUCAGAUGUUGGACAAGGUGCCAACAUGGCUUUGGAAGAUGGUGUCAUUCUUGCUAGACGUCUUGCUGAGGCUCUCCUGCCGAGGAAAGCCGACGAGGAGGGCGAGUUUGAGAGGAUCAGAAGUGGGUUGAGCAAGUUUGGGGAAGAGAGGAGAUGGAGAAGCUUUGUGAUGAUCACAACAGCUUAUGUGAUUGGGUAUAUUCAGCAGAGUAACUGGUGGGUUAUGAAGUUUGUGAAGGACAAGUUUCUUUCUCCUGUGUUGGGGAAGUUGCUUCUGAGUAGGGCUGAUUUUGAUUGUGGGGAACUCAUCAAGAUUUGAGUAGUUCUUGAUGUAAAUUGGAUUGUUUUCAAUGAAAGCUUAGUGCUUUGUGUGGGAAAGUGUUGUACUUGUUGUCUUCUCAAUCAAUGAAUGUGUUCUGUUCAUGUGGAACUGUGUUGAUUCUUCAAAUGUGCUUAUUAACUGG
Molecule: messenger RNA, 1482 nt
Organism: Linum tenue
Lineage: Eukaryota; Viridiplantae; Streptophyta; Magnoliopsida; Malpighiales; Linaceae
Source: the annotation of a GenBank genome assembly